CUAAAAAUAGUUUUAGCAACCACCUUUCUUAUUUUUCCCAGAUUCGACAUUCGGACAUACUUUAAAUAAUUUUUAUGGUCGCAAGGACAGUUUUUAUAAUCUUUGUUCCCCAUCAUUUCUGUUUUAUAUAGUGCAUAUAUAUAUGCUUUGUUUGGAUUCAAUGAUUUGAUAUAUGAACUGGAGUAAAACGAUAACAAAAGGUUGUUUGCCGACCACGUUUUUCCAAGCUGUUGAGAUUUAUCAGAUCAGAGUUAGAUCACAAGGACAGCACAUUCAAUCAUAUGCAUCUUGAUUGAAUAAGCUUGUCCUCUUAAAUCAGGAGGAAAUGUCGCAGUUCGGAGGGACGAAAAACCCACCAUGGGCAAGACCACAAGCAGUAACAGACUUCACAUCUGUAACAGCGCCAUCAAACAUGAACAGUUUGCCUCAGUCCCAGGUGGCUACUCCUCUCAUGCAGCAGCAACAAGUCCAGCCUAUGUAUGGUAUGGCUAAUGCUGGCCAGAAUGUGGUCAACCCACAGCAAUACACAGCACAACAGCUUCUAGGAUUGCAGGCACAGCAACAAGCAGCAGCUGCGCUCCAGCAACAAGCACAAGUCAUUCCACAGCCAGGUAUUGCCAUUCCGACAACCCUUGCGACUACACAGGUAGCCACAGUCAGCUAUCCAGCUCCCAGAGCAGCAGCUGUUCAGGCCAAUCAACCUAAACAGAGAGUAUUUACUGGCACCAUCACCAAACUGCACGACAACUUUGGAUUUGUGGAUGAAGAUGUGUUCUUUCAGACAAGUUGUGUCAAGGGUUCAGCACCAAAAGUAAACGACAGAGUGCUGGUUGAGGCUAGUUUUAAUGCUAACAUGCCGUUCAAGUGGAAUGCAACUAGAAUUCAAGUUCUACCAAAUCAAGUUGGACCUCAGAACAAUCAUCAAAGUUUAAACAAACCUGUGUUUGGGGUACAGCAAGGGAAUCAAAUGGGAGGAUUUCCAGGUCAACCAGCACCCCAACCAUUGAUGCAGCAAGGAUUUAAUGAAGUUAUGAUGCCAAGAAACCCAGGAAAUACAAAAAGGAAUGACAGAUUUGAAAGAGAUAGAGAUAGGAAGAGGGACAGAGAUAGAAGAGAGAGAAAUGAGAGACCUGCUGCACCCAGAAAGCGUUCAAGGUCAAAAUCUCCAUCCAAGAGACCCGACAGUAACAGUCAUCAGAGAAGUCCAGCCAGAAGACGGCCCAGGAUUGUCCCAAGAUAUGUCGUACAAGUGCCGAAACUCUCAUUUGAUAUGAAAGAAACAAAUGUGGUUUCUUUGAAGUCGAGAUACACUAAUCUGUACAUACCUAGUGACUUCUUCAAUGCCAGUUUUGAGUGGACAGAAGCCUUCCCAUGCUACAGACCUUUCCAGAUUGGAAACCACUGUGGCUUCCAUGUUAUGCACAAAGAUGUGGAACCACUCACUGCCAAUGAUUCAGUUCUGGAUCCACCUGAUGCAGACCACUUGUUUAGUGCUAAGGUGAUGUUGAUGUCAUGCCCCAAUUUAGAAGACUUGUAUCACAAGUCCUGUGCUUUGGCUGAGGACCCCCCAGAGGUACAGGAGGGCUUCGUUCACCCAACCAGACUGAUUCAUUUCUUGGUGGGGCUCAAAGGGAAGAAUGAAACCAUGGCCAUAGGGGGUCCAUGGUCCCCCUCCCUGGAUGGAGCUAACCCACGGGAUGACCCCCAGGUUUUGAUUCGGACAGCUAUUCGGACCACGAAGGCUUUGACCGGCAUUGACCUGACACGCUGCACACAGUGGUACCAGUUUGCUGAGGUGCGAUACCUACGCCAAGAGGAGAUGCACAAGGGCAAAUUGGUCCCAGCCCGUGUUGAAACCACCGUCAUAUUUUUACCUGAUGUGUGGAGCUGUAAUCCGACCCGCCUCGAGUGGGCAACUUUGCAGGCAGCCUAUAAAAAGCAACUCCAGAAAAAAGUAGCAGCCGUGAGCAAAGAGGGAGGCAAAGAGGCAAAUUCACAGGAAGAGGAGGAAGCAGAGGGAGGGACCACUGAAGAGAACAAGGAACCCACACAUCACUCAGAACUUGACCCCAAAACCAUGAAGAUAGUGGAUCUUCGAAAAGAACUGGAAUGUAGGUCAGUGAGUUCGAAAGGCCUGAAGUCCCAGCUGAUUGCUCGCCUGACUAAAGCCCUAAAGACAGAGCAGGAGAAGGAAGAGGAGCAGGAGGCCACAGAGGCGCAACAAGGCUCAGAGGUUAGUGAUGAAGUGAAGAAGAACUUGGAAGCAGCUGAAGAAAAAUCAGAUGAGAAGAAAAAAGAGCAGGAAGAGGAGAAGAAGAAAAAGGAAGAGAGAGAGAAAGCUUCGCUGGAGAGGAAGUACGCCCUGCCAGAUAACCCUGUCAUCAUUGUCCACCCCAACUCGGUGGCCAAGGGUGGGAAGUUUGACUGCUCCCUCAUGUCCCUCAGUGUUCUACUUGACUACAGGCCAGAGGAUAACAAGGAACACUCAUUUGAGGUUUCACUGUUUGCUGAACUCUUCAAUGAAAUGCUGAUGAGGGACUACGGAUUUGAAAUCUACAAGGCUCUCAUGAAGGCCCCAGAGAAGAAGGAGGAAGAAAAGAAAGAAAAGAGAUCAGCAGAUGACAAGUCCAGCAAGGAAGCCAGUUCUGCUAAAAAGAAGAAGACAGAUGAAAAAGAAAAACAGGAAUCCAGCAAAAAGGAUUCAAAAGAAAGUAAAGAUAAAGACAAGAAGAAAGAUGAAGACAAGAAGAAAGAUGAAGACAAGAAAGAUCAAGAAAAGAAGGAUGAUGAAGAGGAAGAUGAGGAAGAAGGGAAGAAGGAUAAAGAUAAGGAUAAGAAGCGAGAGAAGAAGAAAUACCAGACCAGGGAGCCCGCUCUGUUGCUGGCAUUUACUUACUUUGACCAGAAUCACACAGGGUACCUGCUCGACAAGGAUGUAGAGGAAAUCAUCCAUACGAUUGGACUACAGUUGUCACGGGCACAGGUUAAAAAGCUUGUACAGAAAGUGGUGACCAGAGAUGCCCUGAACUAUCGUAAGAUGACAGACAAGACUGUGCCAACACCUGGAGAGAAAGAGGAGGCUGCCCUAGAGGAGAAAGAGUUGAAGGUGGCAGACAUAGUGAAAUUGUCCAAAGGAAAUAGUGAAUACCUUCCUGGUUGCUCAUCCAUAAAAUCAGACUCGGUGGAUGAAAAACAGGAGAAGAAAUCGCCUGUUGCCAAGGAUGCUGAGGGAGCUGAGAGUCACAUGAUCACUUACAAGGGAGCCAUGAUAGAUCUGGAGAGUCUGAUGGCACAGCUAGAGAGGAGCGAGAAGACAAGGGCAGAGAUGGAAAAACAGAUGAUUGAGGUCAACAAGGAGAAAGAUCAAAUGAAGAAGAGCAUUGAUGUCAAAGAUGAGAAGAGUGAGAAACUGUCAACAGAGUUAAAGAACCUGAAACAAAAGCUGUCUGUGCAGGAGAAGAUCACCACCACCUCGGAGUCCACCAGUAAGCGGUACCUGGCGGCGCUGAUGGAUUCCCGGGACCACCUCAACGCCAUGCUGUCCACGGUCACAAACGCCAUCGGUGAGAAAGAGACUGCAGCUACUGAUGCAAAGAAAGAGCCCGAGUCAAAUGGAAACUCAUGAUGCAGGGUUUACAUUUAGACUUCCUAUUUCUUGGUAUUCCGUGUAUAGGGCAGGUCCUAAGAUUUAAUUGCACGCGAGUGCUGUCGAUUUUGAUUGAAUGAAAUAUGUUGUUGCUGGCAGAAAUGUACUAAAUGUGUUCAUGAUACAGGAUUGUAUGUUUGUACAUGUUCCUGUGUGUUUUAAGGCUAAAUUUUUGAUUGAUAGAGCCCUUGAAUUGAUUGAUAAGUAUAGUGUUAUAUUGUUUUAUAUAAUCUUUAAUGGGGGGGGGGGGGGGAUUGAGUGGACAUCAUGCAAAAAAAAAAAAUGCAGUUUUGUUCAUGGCAUCAAGAUCAUUUUAGUUUUACAUUCGUAUGUGUAUGUUAUCAGAAGCAACGAAUUAAUUGAAUAUAUAUACAUGUAUAUUGUGAUUUUUUUUAAAAUAAAAGAUGUACAUUACAGAA
This is a messenger RNA of Magallana angulata, 4065 nucleotides long. RefSeq names its product cell division cycle and apoptosis regulator protein 1-like. The coding region runs from base 326 to 3625 and encodes 1099 amino acids. The transcript is spliced from 20 exons. Gene Ontology annotation, cellular component: nucleus. The record is from RefSeq and is a predicted model, not a curated record. Gene Ontology annotation, biological process: regulation of DNA-templated transcription. Lineage: Eukaryota; Metazoa; Mollusca; Bivalvia; Ostreida; Ostreidae.